Messenger RNA from Larimichthys crocea (large yellow croaker), 2351 nucleotides. It is a transcript of the gene wdr5, whose product is annotated as WD repeat domain 5. The record is from RefSeq and is a predicted model, not a curated record. Gene Ontology annotation, molecular function: histone binding. The coding region runs from base 370 to 1371 and encodes 333 amino acids. NCBI's taxonomy places the organism in Eukaryota, Metazoa, Chordata, Actinopteri, Sciaenidae. Gene Ontology annotation, cellular component: Set1C/COMPASS complex. The transcript has 15 exons.
UCUACGAGUGUGUGCUUUCUUCUUCUCCCGGUGAACUCCUGACAGACUGGACGCGACAGAGGCGCACUGCUGCCCCCCGCAGGUCAUUUGUAGGACUCCAUUGAUAAAGUUUCAUCAGAGUUAUUUUCCGUUACUUUUGAGGGUGACGCGCAUGCGCAGAGAGGCACCACCGCACCACAUUCCCCGCUUCUCCUCGCCAGGCAAACAUCCAAAAGGCUGGACGGACGAUUUAAUUUACGCGUUCUCCAUGAUCGUCUGAAGAAAUACACGCGUGUUUUCUCUUCCACACCCGAACAAGGAGUAACACCGUGACCCGUGAAGACGCGUUAAAUUCCCCGAUUGUUCUCAAUAGAUGCGUAUCUCCUCACAAUGGCAACAGAAGACAAGAAACCAGAGACUGACACGAAACCUCCAGUCGUACCAUCGGCGUCUGCCAGUCAAAGCAAGUCUGCGCCUGCCAAGCCAAACUACAGUUUGAAGUUCACAUUAGCGGGCCACACUAAAGCUGUGUCCUCUGUCAAAUUCAGCCCGAGCGGAGAAUGGCUCGCCAGCUCAUCUGCUGACAAACUCAUCAAAAUCUGGGGCGCAUACGACGGCAAGUUUGAGAAAACCAUAUCCGGACACAAACUUGGUAUAUCUGACGUGGCCUGGUCCUCUGACUCCAACCUCCUGGUGUCUGCAUCCGAUGACAAAACCCUGAAGAUCUGGGACGUCAGCUCGGGAAAAUGCUUGAAAACUCUAAAAGGCCACAGCAACUACGUCUUCUGCUGCAACUUCAACCCGCAGUCCAAUCUUAUCGUGUCGGGAUCGUUUGACGAGAGCGUAAGGAUAUGGGAUGUGAAGACUGGGAAAUGUUUGAAAACAUUGCCGGCUCAUUCUGACCCCGUCUCUGCUGUCCACUUCAACAGAGACGGCUCUCUGAUCGUGUCCAGUAGCUAUGACGGCCUCUGCCGAAUCUGGGACACUGCAUCAGGGCAGUGUUUAAAGACACUCAUAGACGAUGACAACCCUCCUGUGUCAUUCGUGAAGUUCUCCCCCAACGGGAAGUACAUCCUGGCUGCUACACUGGACAACACGCUGAAGCUGUGGGACUACAGCAAAGGAAAGUGCUUGAAAACGUACACCGGCCAUAAAAACGAGAAGUACUGCAUAUUUGCAAAUUUCUCCGUCACUGGUGGAAAGUGGAUUGUGUCCGGCUCCGAGGACAACAUGGUUUAUAUCUGGAACCUGCAGACGAAGGAGAUCGUGCAGAAGCUCCAGGGUCACACGGACGUUGUCAUAUCAACUGCCUGCCACCCGACAGAGAACAUCAUCGCAUCUGCGGCUUUAGAAAAUGACAAAACCAUCAAGCUAUGGAAAAGCGACUGCUAAGCCCUUUUUGGAUCUUUUGGCCAAUUCAUAUUUCUUUUCUUUUUUUCCAAUAAUUUUUUUUCUACAUUUUGUUGUAAGAAAAGAGGACUUGUUUUAUAACAGAGAGCUCCUGCGGGGACGCAGAGGGCUUUCAGGUGAUGAAAUUCAGCGAGGAGAACCAAACGAGACACAUCGAGCCACACACAGUAUCAGCCGAGAGUCGGUCCUGCAGCGGACGUGGCUGUCCCAUCUGAGAGAUUCUGUUCACGUGCCAGAUUUUGUUGUCUCCACAGGGGGAGUUGGUGUCUUUUGUUAGAAUUUACAAAACGGCGUUGAUACUUCUGGUUCUGGUGCUUCAGUAUUUUUGACACUGCAUUAAUCCUAAUGUCACUGCUUCAACUCAUACACGUGCGUUUCUGGUCUUGUACAAUAAAUGUAACGGUCAUUUGGCCUCUCUUUUGCCUUUAAUUCAUUUGUGUAGUCGUGUAGUGCUGUCUGAAAGACAUCAAGCUAAAAAAAAAAAAAGAUAUAUCCAAGGAUCCAUUUGGCUGUUAUUUAUUCAAGUGGCCCCAUUAUUAGUGGUUUUCUUGUAAGUUCUGUGCAGAUUAUGGCAACAAAUUCAGGAUUUGGAGUUUGUCAAAAAUGUCUCAAGAAAAUGUGAUGUCACAGAUUUGACAGCUACAAAAAAAUGGAAAUGUAACGAUUAUUUUUAUUAAAUUGAAUUAAGCCACUACCCUGUUUAAAAUGUCAGUGACCAAAUGCAGUUUUGUGUUCUAGGAUUUGUACAUAUUACAUUGACAUGUAUUGUGAUUUGAUCAUUUUGGCCGUCACUGUUUUUAUGUUCUCUUCUUCGCUUGAUUAGCUCAUACUGUAGUUCUGCGCACAAAGCCAGCAGCGUCUCUUCUCUGUAGUCAACCUGGAUUUUUUUUUUUUUUUUUUGUGGAAUAUGUGUUUGCAUUUGACAGCUAUAACCUGCGUCUUAAUAAAAAACAGUUUUUGUA